Molecule: messenger RNA, 2665 nt
Organism: Stegastes partitus (bicolor damselfish)
Lineage: Eukaryota; Metazoa; Chordata; Actinopteri; Pomacentridae
Exons: 5
Coding region: 128-1480 (450 amino acids)
Cellular component (GO): cytoplasm
Molecular function (GO): glycosyltransferase activity
Source: RefSeq, a predicted model, not a curated record
GACUCGAAGGACAGAUCCAAGUACACUUGCAGAAAAAAGCCGGAGUCAAACAUUAAUCUGAAGCCCAGCAACAGGAGGAAAGCAGCUGACUGCACUUCACUACCUCGAGUUGGGAAUCAGUGACUAGAUGGAGAAGGCAAAAGGCUUCAAAGGGAACCUUUUCUUCCUCUUCAUCGCUACGUUCAUCUUCAUCUUCAUCCUCAGCCUGAAAACACCCAGGACGUACAGGUCGACCCCGCAGCCACGUUGGGCUCCAACCCCUGCCACCUGCCCCCUCGUCUCCAAUACAACCAUCACCCCACUCCAAAACACCCAACACUUCCUGGUGUCGGCCUACAUGGACCAGAGAGUGGACGGUUUGGACGUACGCAUCAUUGGCAUAUUUAGAAGAGACUCCAUCCAACCACUUCAAUGCUUCUUCAACUGUGGAAGCCGCUGCAACAACAGCGCAUUUUUGACAUCUCCGACGACAGUUUUGCAGCACUCGGACAACUUUGGCUUUCCCUUUGUCACCACAGAUGCCAUGUGUUCGAUUCCUAAAGACUGUCACCCUACCCAUGUCACUCUUCUGACUCAACCGCACACACUGAGAGGGUCCGACCUGAGCUGGCUUCCUAUAAGAAACCAGAAGACCAACGGCAAAGAGACGAGGUUCAAGUUUAACUUCACAGUCUGCGUCUCCAACCUGUUUGGAGACUACAACAAUGUGCUGCAGGUUGCACAGGCUCUGGAGAUGUACAGGUUGCUGGGUGUGGACAGAGUGGUGAUCUAUAACACCAGCAGCGGCCCAGAACUCAGCCGCCUGUUGCACAGUUACAGCCAGGAGGGCUUCUUGGAAAUAGUUUCCUGGCCCAUCGACAAGCAUCUGAAUCCGUCUCGCGGCUGGCUCUUCUCGCAGUUCGGAGGAGACCUGCACUACUUCGGCCAGCUGACCACGCUCAAUGAGUGCAUCUACAGAUCCAUGGAGCGCUCACGCUACGUCCUGCUGAACGACAUAGAUGAGAUCAUAAUGCCAUACCAGCACAACGACCUGAUGUCGAUGAUGAACACGCUGCAACGACAGCAGCCAAAUACCGGGGUGUUCCUCAUUGAGAACCACAUCUUCCCCAAGAAACACUUUGAGCCAAGUGGAAGGUUUCACCUGCCUCAGUGGAACGGGGUGCCGGGAGUUAAUAUUCUGGAGCACGUCUACAGGGAAGACCCCGACAGAAACAUAUACCAUCCGCACAAGAUGAUAGUUCAGCCAAGGAUGGUGGAGCAGACUUCGGUACAUGAAGUGCUCAAGCAUUUUGGAGAGCGGUACAAAGUCCCACUAGAAGUUUGUCGGAUCAUUCACGUCCGCGUGGCUCUGCGGGGGCCUUUACCGCUGGAGCAGCUUCACGAAGACAAACGCUUGUGGGAUUUUCACGAAAAACUGAUUCCAAAUGUGGACGGGGCGCUGCAGAGAGCGGGGCUGCUGCGCUCGGAGAGGGAGAGCUGACAGGCUCAGAUGGACGCCCACUGAGCAGGUUGAAUGUGAACGCUCAGCGGCGCACACAUUUCUGAUUGUUUAUUACUGUAAUUCUCAUUGUUGUCUUAUUUUGCACUUAAGAGCCCCCACAAGGCCUGCACUGAGCUGAAUGCUGCUCGUAUUUUAAUGAGUGUACUUUUGCCAAACUGUGGAGGUUGUUGUGAUGGGAACCCUCCAUCUUGACCUUCACACUGGUGUUUUGAAUACUCAAAUGAAUGACACACUGUCCGCACCCUCUCACACCAGGCUGGCUGCCCUCAACUUUCAGGCUGUUUGUAGCACUGCUGUAUAGUCUUUCCCAUACAAGCAGAAGCACUGUUUUAACCAACUUUGAACACAUUCUAAUGAGCAUUUACAAACGUGACUGAGUUUACUGUCAUGUUCAUAGUUGAGACUCAGCAGUGCCUUAAGCUGAGCCCUAACAUCAGCAUUUCUCGCAUGCUGACUGUGCCGAUGCUAAGAGUCUACUGUGUAGCUGCUGAAAUGUUUGCCAUAAUCCAAUCCCAGUCUCCUCCUUAAGGCUUGAGCACUAAACCCUCAUACAUAACUGGCAUUUCAGCUGCAGUUCAUGAGGGCUGAAAUGGUUCCAAGAUAACAGUCAUAAUGACAGUUCAUUGUUUCCACAAUAGUGCCUCCCAUUUGUCUUAAAGUGAACAGACUAGAGGUCCGUUAUUGUUUAUUUUAUUUGAUCAGCUGCUCAGUUGUUCUCUGCACUGUUUGUGACAGUACAGUGUGGAUGCAUUUUAGCAUAUUAUUAAUGAUCAUCACGAACAGUUGGCUGAAAAUACAAACAACGAUACCAAUAUGCAACAAAUAACCUCAACAGCAGCUAGAUGCUGACACAAAGAUUUCCAAGUGGAUUUCUUCCCUGCACCAGUCACGCUUGGUUUGGGUACAUUUUGGUGGGAGUGAAGGACAACCAGCAGCGUCCCUCUGGAGAGUCUGCAGAUAUGCUUUCUUUUUUCUUUUUUUUUUUUUAGAAAGGACUCAUAAUUGCAUAAUUGAGCCCUUAAGCACAGUUUAACGGUGGCACAGCCCGAGCAUGAAAUGUAGUAAAGUACAGUAGCUUGUGUCUUUGUUGUGUAUUUGACACACUGAAGCUUUGACUGUAUGGUGGCACAAAUCAGGGAAUCAUUAAAAGUUUACACGGUUUGA